AACAUGUCUAAUGGUUAUGAAGAUCACAUGGCUGAAGAUUGCAGGGAUGAUAUUGGUAGAACAAAUUUAAUUGUAAACUACCUCCCUCAGAACAUGACGCAGGAUGAGCUGCGGAGUCUCUUUAGCAGUAUCGGCGAAGUUGAGUCUGCAAAGCUCAUCCGGGACAAAGUUGCAGGACACAGCUUAGGCUAUGGCUUUGUGAACUACGUCACUGCAAAGGAUGCCGAGAGAGCAAUAAACACACUGAAUGGCCUCAGACUGCAGUCAAAAACUAUUAAGGUCUCCUAUGCUCGCCCAAGCUCUGAAGUUAUCAAGGAUGCUAAUUUAUAUAUCAGUGGCCUGCCCAGGUCCAUGACACAGAAGGAUGUAGAGGAUAUGUUCUCACGCUUUGGACGCAUCAUCAACUCGCGUGUGCUGGUGGAUCAAACCACAGGUUUGUCCAGAGGGGUCGCAUUUAUCCGGUUUGACAAAAGGUCAGAAGCAGAAGAGGCAAUUACAAAUUUCAAUGGUCACAAACCCCCUGGUUCCUCCGAACCCAUUACAGUGAAGUUUGCAGCCAAUCCUAACCAGAACAAAAAUGUGGCCCUGCUGUCCCAGCUGUGUCACUCACCAGCUAGACGGUUUGGAGGGCCGGUGCACCACCAGGCGCAGAGAUUCAGGAUGCUGAACUUAAUGAGUUAUAAUUAUGGACCCAGGGCCCCUCUGGAGGUGAUUGCUAGGUUCUCUCCCAUGGGUGUAGAUCACAUGAGUGGGCUUUCUGGUGUAAAUGUUCCAGGAAACGCAUCUUCUGGCUGGUGUAUCUUCAUCUACAACCUUGGGCAAGAUGCUGAUGAGGGAAUCCUCUGGCAGAUGUUUGGCCCCUUUGGCGCGGUUACCAAUGUGAAAGUCAUUCGAGAUUUCAACACCAACAAGUGCAAAGGUUUUGGUUUUGUGACCAUGACAAACUAUGAAGAAGCUGCAAUGGCCAUAGCAAGUCUUAAUGGCUACCGCCUGGGGGACAAAAUCUUACAGGUUUCCUUCAAAACCAACAAGUCCCACAAAUAACUUGCUCGUGCUUUUUCUUUUCUUUUUGGUUUCUUUUGGGUUUUUUUUUUUGUAUGGAAUAGCUAAAAAUGGAGUGACAGAAGUUGAACCAUUUCUUUUUGUUUGUUUAGUGUAAGACUCAUCCUGCGCCAAUUUUCACAAGUGUUUGUCUUUAGUCUAAAUGAGAAGUGGAAAGGAAAAAAAAAGGUUUUAUAUACUGGGAUGCAACUGACAUGUUCAAAUGUUUGAAAUCCCACAAUGUUAGACCAAUUUUUAAGUUCCUUUAAGUUAUUUCAUUUCAAAUGUGGUCAAAACAAAAAAAAAAAAAACACAAAACCAAACUUCCCCCCUGAAAUCUCCAAGUAGAUUGCAUUACCGACAGCCUCUGGAUGGUGGUAAAACUGAAGCAUGCUUUCACUUAUGAGACUAACAUUUGUUCCAUGGAAUGUUGGCUGCAAAAACUGGAAUUUGCUGACAAGUAGCAGGCUGAAAUUGUUCCUUUCCUUGUUUGGUUUGUUUUUUUUCUUCGAUGUUGUUGUUUUCCCUACCCCUUCGCCCCAGCCUCAGUAGUACGGAAGCAAAGUUGAGCAAUGCCUGUGUUUAGCUACCAGUCAGUUGUUUGAUUUUUAAUUUGCAUCACUACACAUAGAGCUGAGGAGCAGGCUUGGGAAAGUAAAGGUCUUGUAAGUAGCAGCAUGCCAGUGUAGCUUUUAACACCAUUGAGGAGGUAAGUUGCACACUGAGCAGUGGCCAAGCUGUCCCAGUUGGCAGGUUUUAGAAACACAACUUUUUUAAAGCCCACUUGGAUAGGAACGGACCAAAGAGUUUCAAAGAAACUCCAGGAAGAUUUCAGAGACAAAAUGAAACUCCAUAAAAAGCAAACCCAAACCCCAACCCCCCCCAAAGUGUGAAUUUCUGUUGCUACUUUAUCCAACUGAAUCUCUUCUGUCCAAAUAUUUAAUGCAUGGUGCACUACUUACUGGUACAUUAUAACACAGUGAGCUCCUGAGCUGAUCAUUAUGGUUGGAAUCCCUUUGGAAUCUGUUCUGUAAAGACAAACUUCCUCCCCCCAGUCUCUAAACAUUUGAGCAUUGUGUUUCUCGCAUCCCUUCUAAAGAGUGCUAGAUUGAGUAAUUUUUUUUGUUCUAUUUUAUUAGGAUUUUGUUUUGACAACUUAGCUUUAUUUCUUGAACACUCAGCAGAAAAGUACUUAACUACUUGCAAGUUAGAUAUUAAUAACAACAAAAAAACCCAACCAACCCCAAACCCCAACCCUUUGAUUUGUAGAUGGAAAGAAGAAUCCCCCCACCCCCUCCCCAAGUUUUCUGCAG
This is a messenger RNA of Indicator indicator, 2354 nucleotides long. It is a transcript of the gene ELAVL1, whose product is annotated as ELAV like RNA binding protein 1. The coding region runs from base 4 to 1044 and encodes 346 amino acids. Gene Ontology annotation, cellular component: ribonucleoprotein complex. Gene Ontology annotation, molecular function: RNA binding. The record is from RefSeq and is a predicted model, not a curated record. The transcript is spliced from 7 exons. Lineage: Eukaryota; Metazoa; Chordata; Aves; Piciformes; Indicatoridae.